AUGUCUGACUCGGUGGAUUCCACCAAUCCUGGCGGUGCUGCUGGUGAUAUAACUCCAACAAAGCCUCCACUGAGAAUCCGAGAUGCGACCAAUGGUGUGACUACCCGUGAUGAAGACUUGGCCCAUGGCCCUUCACUCUUAGGGUUGGGUGAUGGGCAAGAUGGCGACCCUUCCAUUGAUUCGACCUGGGAAAUGACUGAGAACCAUGUUACACAGGCAGAUAUGCUGCCGUUUCUUCCAUCCAGAUUGCCCCAACCAGAGCUCGCAGAGGUCAUGUCAUCUUCUGAACCUUCACACUCAGGACCUUCUUACACUGCUCCAACCCAGAGUGUCUCACAUGCAAGCAAUUUGCACCUCGAAGAGGUGAUACAGAGUCUGACUGAUCAGCCAAUUGUCAACCGCACAUUGACAUGGAUCCCUGAAUUUUCAUGGCAGGAUGGCCGCCUGUGUUUUGAUGGCCAGCCACUGGAGCUGCCCGCGACACGCGAUGACCAGUUCUCGAGAGGCGGCCCGGGUUCAGAGCAUGGCUUUUCGAUAUCCGAGAGGUCAUUUCCUCAUAAAAGAGUAUUCGAUCAUGGACAUGACGUAUUUCAGAUAUAUGAUGUCGCUGGCGUUGGAGGUUUCGUAGGUUUAGGUGAACUCGAUGGAAAAGAUUUUGAUCAGAAUUCGGACAUCACACCCGCGACAAGCUCCAGUUCCAGCGAUAAUUCGCAUUCUGAAGCCGCCUUUCGAGGAGAAUUCAUCGACGCAAGCCAGCCUGCUCAGGACGAGAUUGCCGUACAGGAAACUCUCAAGAAGAUAGUGGAAACACUUGCCGACGACUACUACAGGUCGUAUGCGCCACAAAGACGGACUCUUGCGGCAAAGCGUAUGCAAGUUGAUCGAAACUCCAGCAGUUCGACCAAGAAAACUCGAGCAACAGUUGUACGGAAAGCUGUCAAGUCGACCGGCCGCAGAGGUCAGACUAUUGACGGAGACGAAGGGAGUGAGGAUGAAGAAUCUAGCGGCAAUAGGCAAAACUCGUCCACUACUAACGCAUCUUCCGAAAAUAACCUCCUUUGGGCUUGUCCUUUCAUGAAGUGGAAUCCCAUAAAAUACAGAGAGAGUUGUGUCAAGAAACUCAGGGAUAUAUAUCGCCUGAGAAAACACAUCCAAGAGAAGCACUUCUCCCAUCAUUGCUGCGUCUGUUUCAAAGACCUUCGACCAGAGGAAUUGACUCAGCAUGAGAAAGUAUGCAAACGUCUAUUCGGCUGUCCGACACGCCCACCCCCAGUCGGGCUUAUCACGAGAGAUAUGGCAACUGCUAUCAAUGAGAGAUCUAACACCAGAUUGACCUCAAGAGAGCAAUGGGAGAGGCUUUUCAAGAUUAUCUUCCCCCACGAACCGAUUCCUUCGAGCCCCUAUCUCGAUGAUGACUAUGAGAGGGAACUGGCUCAAUGCCACGACUACUUCCGUCAGUCAUAUGUGCAGGAUAUGGUUCAUCAAAUGAUACAUGAGUCUGGACUUGGUCAUCUAUGGCCAACAAUGACGAGGUGUGCGCGUGGACAACUACUAGGCGAGAUUUUGGGUGAUCACCCUAUCAAAUAUGAGAUUAUCGCCCACGUAGCUUCCGAAAAAGAAGCAGUUGAUCAAUCACAAUCCGGUUCGGCUUUGAAAGACUACAUACCUGAAGAAUCACAAACACCUACUUCGAGGGGCUUUGGGUAUGAUCAAGAUGGACUCAACGGAAUUCAGCCUAGUGUGGUGAUGGAAGUCGACAACACUACCACUCCGACUCCAGGACUAUUUGCCGACCAGUCAGAAACUGGAGUUGGGGAAGAUCUUGACUGUCUUAAAUUUAUUGACACCUACGGGUUUUCGUAUCAUGAUGUCGCCGGGGCUGCGAGCGUUGAAGAGAUUGGGGGUGGUCCCUUUUCGAGGCCUGGGGCAGGGAAUACUCCUUGGUACAGUGCACAAGAGACGUUUGAGCCGGAUCCUGGUCAAGUGGGGGGUGAUCAGGCUCUUUUCCAGGAGUCUAGCUCUUGA
This is a messenger RNA of Fusarium mangiferae, 2025 nucleotides long. RefSeq lists its product as uncharacterized. The transcript is spliced from 2 exons. The coding region runs from base 1 to 2025 and encodes 674 amino acids. NCBI's taxonomy places the organism in Eukaryota, Fungi, Ascomycota, Sordariomycetes, Hypocreales, Nectriaceae. The record is from RefSeq and is a predicted model, not a curated record.